Messenger RNA from Mycotypha africana, 438 nucleotides. RefSeq lists its product as uncharacterized. NCBI's taxonomy places the organism in Eukaryota, Fungi, Mucoromycota, Mucoromycetes, Mucorales, Mycotyphaceae. The record is from RefSeq and is a predicted model, not a curated record. The annotation marks the transcript as partial. The transcript has 2 exons.
GAAGACGGAAAUCACGCCGAAGAAGAUACUCUAAAAUUGAUGGAAUGUACUAGCAAUUGUUUAAAGAAUGAAAUGAAUCAGUUUCAAUAUGCAUCUUGGACGACAUUUGGACGACGACGUAUAUUUGCUGUACAAUGUAUUGGGAAUAAACUGACUCUUUUAUCAACCAGUCGUAUGGGAGUAGGAAAAUGGUGUUUUGUGGAGAUACGGUCGGCAAUUGUACCAAGAGACUGGGAAGACCGAUACUACUUGAAUCGUGUAAUGGAAUUGUUGAUGAAACUAAAGGAAAUGCUGCUUGAACAAGAAGAAAUAACUAUGGUUUUGAAGCAACAACAAUCAGGACAAUUGUCUGUAGAUAUUAAUGAUACAAUUAAAGCAGUCAGUCGAUCAAAUCAGGCAAUAAUGGAAUUGCAGCCUCCUUCUAUUGAUCCAAAAUAG